AUGGCUCAGAGUUCAAGUUCUUCAACCAUGGAAUACAAGAACGAUUACGGUGUGUUGUGUAAUUGUAAGCGGGCAGCUAAGAUUGUGAAAGCUUGGACCAAUGACAAUCCUGGGAGGAGGUUUUAUGCUUGUACGGGUCGUAGAACUGGUCAUGGAUAUGAGUCUUGCAAUUUUUUUCGUUGGUAUGAUGUCGAGAAGCCUCACGGGUGGCAACAUUUAGCAUUGCUGGAGGCGAGAGAUGUUAUCCGUGACCUGAAAGAAGAAAUUAUGAAGUUCAAGAAAGUGGAAAGGGAACCAAGCCGUGAGAUCGAACAUGUGAUCGAAAAUCCAAGUCAUCUGGAGGAUGAGUUGAUGAAAACCCGUCAAGAGUGUGAAGCGCUGAAGGGAGAGGUGUUGGUACUCACCGAGAGAAGCACCAUUUACUGCAAUGUCCUGUUGUCUUCAACGAUUGGCUUUACAGUGGCAUUGGGAGUCAUAUUUGCCAUGUCAAAGCUCUAG
Eutrema salsugineum is the source of this 498-nucleotide messenger RNA. RefSeq lists its product as uncharacterized. The record is from RefSeq and is a predicted model, not a curated record. Lineage: Eukaryota; Viridiplantae; Streptophyta; Magnoliopsida; Brassicales; Brassicaceae. Gene Ontology annotation, molecular function: zinc ion binding. The transcript has a single exon. Bases 1 to 498 code for a protein of 165 amino acids.